CUCGGUGAGUCAUCCACCUCAUCCUGCUAAAUGGCGGUGAUCUCAUCGUUCUUAUUUCCUCCGGCGUUGUCCCGACGAACAACGAUCUGCUCCAAGUCAUCAAAAGCAAUGGCAGGGAAAAACCAAAUCGAUGGAGAAACCUCGAAGCGGGUCGUCGUAUGCGGCGGCGGCGUAAUCGGCGUCUGCACGGCGUAUUUCCUCGCCAAGAAAGGAAUCACCGUCACUCUCGUCGAGAAAUCAGCCAUUGCGUGCGCUGCUUCCGGUAAAGCCGGUGGAUUUCUCGCUUUUGAUUGGUGCGAUGGAAGCCCUGUUGCGGCUUUAGCACGCGCGAGCUUUAACCUCCAUCGCUCGCUAGCUGAGGAGCUAAACGGCGUCGAAUCGUAUGGAUACAGACCACUCACGACUCUUAGCCUCACCGUGACGGAAUCAAAACCCGGUUCCGGCGGUUUGGGUUUACCGGAUUGGGUCAACGGCCCUGCUAAAACCCCAUCAACGAUUGGUACGACUCAAACCACAGCGCAAGUGCAUCCUCAGCUUUUCACUCGGAAGUUGUUAUCGACGGCGACGGAGAAGUAUGGUGUUGAGGUUAUGAUCGGGAAAUUGGAAGAGGUGAGAGUGGAAUCAGGGCGAGUUGACGCAGUGGUGCUUGAAGGUGGGCGAGUUAUCGAUACUCAUACGGUGGUUCUGGCGAUGGGUCCAUGGUCUAGUAAAUUUGAGCUGUUGUCUUCGAUUUUUAAGGUUUAUGGUACGAAAGCUCAUAGCAUUGUCUUGGAACCCAAGGAACCAAAUGCUAUAACACCUCAUGCCCUUUUUUUAACUUACCAUCCUUCUCAUGGUGGUCAAGCUUUGGACCCUGAAGUAUAUCCUCGUCCUACAGGUGAAGUCUACAUAUGUGGAAUGUCAUCACAAGAAGAAGUACCUGAUGAUCCAGAUCAUAUCAUAAGCAAUCUUGAAUCAAUCCAGGUUCUCAAAAGAGUCGCGAAAACAGUCUCGAGCUAUCUGAAUGAAGAAAACGCUUUAGUAAUAGCAGAGCAAGCGUGUUUCUUGCCCAGCACGGACGAUGGAGUGCCAGUGAUAGGAGAGAUUCCAGGAAUUAAGGGUUGUUAUGUAGCCACAGGACAUAGUUGCUGGGGGAUUCUUAAUGGUCCAGCCACGGGUGCUGCAUUGGCUGAGCUUAUUGUAGACGGCGUAGCCACUAGCGUUGAUAUUAGUCGAUUUAGUCCUUCCAGGUUUAGCAAACGUAGGGGAAGGGUUCAGUAAUAUACAAUAGUGUGUUCAACUGUUCAUAGAGAGGUAUGUGAGCUAUAAUCUGUUCGAUGAUGUAAUCUGGCUGGGUUAAAGCUAAUAAAAUUGUCAUUACGAGGAAGGAACCCUUUAAUAUGGUAAUGAUGCCUCACCAAUGAUUUUAAAA
Capsella rubella is the source of this 1411-nucleotide messenger RNA. Its product is annotated as putative oxidoreductase TDA3. Gene Ontology annotation, cellular component: cytoplasm. The record is from RefSeq and is a predicted model, not a curated record. Bases 31 to 1260 code for a protein of 409 amino acids. Lineage: Eukaryota; Viridiplantae; Streptophyta; Magnoliopsida; Brassicales; Brassicaceae. Gene Ontology annotation, molecular function: oxidoreductase activity. The transcript has 2 exons.